GGACGUUAUGGAGGAGUAGACACAAACAACCGGAUGAGCCCGUGAUCGUAGACGCCGUCCGCCUCGCCGUCAGUUUUUACGCACGAGUGUCACGGAUGUUAUUUUUGUCCCGGAGCGUCGCCCGCAGCUCUCGGUGAUGUUUGUGUGCCGCAGCGUGUCUGAGGACAGGACGGGACCACAGUGAGGAGAGAGGACCUGCAGAUCCGGGGACAGGGACAGAUCAAACAGAGGAGCCAGCGAAGUGCAAAUCGGAUUCUAUAUUGUGGUGAUUGGAUGUAAGACUACUUUGACCCUACAAAAUUGAAGAUGACGUUGCUAUGGAAACUGCUGGUGCUGCAGUCACUCGUGGGGUGCCUUGCAGAGAUGGGGGUUCUGCAGAGCCCUGUGUUCUCCAAGCAGCCCGGCAGUAUCGUGUACCCGGUGGAGAACGUGGAGAAGAACAGAGAGGUGGUGUUCAGCUGUGAAGCCCAAGCCAGCCCCCCGCCUUUGUACAGGUGGAAACUCAAUGGCACAGAAAUCAAACCUGGAUCUCACUACAGUCUGUCUGGAGGAAAUCUGCGGAUCAGUCAUCUGAACAGGGACCAGGACGCGGGGACGUACCAGUGCCUCGCCACCAACUCCUUUGGGACCAUUGUGAGCCGAGAGGCCAGCCUAACAUUUGCAUAUUUGGAACACUUCAAGACCCAAAGAAGAAGCUCAGUGUCAGUACGGGAAGGCCAAGGAGUGGUGCUGCUGUGUGGCCCUCCUCCUCAUUCUGGAGAUCUGGUAUUCUCCUGGAUUUUUAACGAAUACCCCACCUUUGUGAAGCAGGACACACGGCGCUUCAUCUCUCAGGAAACGGGGAACCUGUACAUCGCCAUGGUGGAGCCCUCUGAUGUGGGCAAUUACACCUGUGUGGUCACCAACACUGUCACCAAGAGCAGAGUGCAGGGCCCGCCCACUCCGCUGGUCCUGCGCAGUGACGGAGUGAUGGGAGAGUAUGAGCCCAAGAUCGAGGUGCAGUUUCCUGAGGUGGUGCAUGUAGCCAAAGGAUCCACGGUGAAGCUGGAAUGUUUCGCCCUGGGAAACCCGGUGCCGUCCAUCACCUGGAGGAGGACAGACGGCGUUCCAUUCCCCAGAAAAGUGGACAUGAGGAAGGCCAGUGGUGUCCUGGAGAUCCCAUACUUCCAGCAGGAGGAUGCAGGCACGUACGAGUGUGUGGCCGAGAACUCCCGGGGCAUGAACACAGUCAAAGGGAAGCUCUCCUUCUAUGCCCCUCCUCACUUGACGGAGAAGCCCCAGGACCAGCAGAAGCUCAUAGAUGACUCUCUGGUUUGGGAAUGUAAAGCCACGGGGAAGCCCAAACCAUCUUACCGCUGGAUGAAGAAUGGAGAGAACCUGGAGCCCACCGAGGAGCGAGUACAGGUCGUCAAUGGGGCACUGUCUAUCAGCCGCCUGACCCUGUCCGAUACCGGGAUGUACCAAUGUGUGGCCGGGAACAAGCACGGAGAGGUGUACUCCAACGCAGAGCUAAGAGUCAUAGCUGUGGCCCCAGACUUCUCCCACAGUCAGCUGAGGAGCCAGACUCUGGUGAAGGUGGGUGGUGACGUUCUCAUCGAGUGUAAUCCCAAAAUGUCACCCUGGGGUGUCAUCUCCUGGCGCAAGGGCACUGAACCUCUGCGAGAGACCAACAGGGUGAAUAUUCUGGAGAGUGGAAAUCUACGGAUCUGGAAUGCGACCAAGACCGACUCGGGCCUGUACACAUGUGUGGCCAGGAACCAGUUUGGAGUGGCCAGCAGCACGGGCAGCCUCACAGUCAAAGAGCCGACCAUCAUCACAUCACAGCCCAACACUCUGGAUGUGACGGUGGGGGAGAGCGUGGUGCUGCCCUGCCAGGUUAGCCACGACCCCUCCCUGGAGCUCAAGUUCACCUGGUUCUUCAACGAGCAGCUCAUCCACUUCGGCAGCCAUGGAGGAUUCUUUGAGAAAGUGGGCGGACAUUCAGCGGGAGACAUUAUGAUUCGGAACAUUCAGCUGAGGCAUGCUGGGAAAUACACGUGUGCUGUUCAAACUAAGGUGGACAGCAUCUCCAUCGCGGUGGACCUGGUUGUCAGAGGUCCCCCGGGGCCCCCCACCAGCAUCAAUGUUGAAGAAAUCACUGACACCACAGCGUCUCUGUCCUGGAGGCCUGGUCCCGAUAAUCACAGCCCAAUUACGGCAUACACCAUCCAGGCCCGGACACCCUUCUCCCUGGGGUGGCAGGCUGUCACCACAGUUCCUGAGGUGGUGGGGGGCCAUCGGCUGACAGCUACCGUAAUAGACCUGAGCCCAUGGGUGGAGUAUGAAUUUCGAGUCUUGGCCAGCAACAUCAUUGGGACUGGAGAGCCCAGCAAACCGUCCAAACAAGCCCGGACAAAAGGCACCUCCCCGAAGGUGACCCCAGCCAACGUGAGCGGAGGAGGAGGCAGCCGCUCAGAGCUAGUCAUCACAUGGGAGCCUGUUCCAGAAGAGCUGCAAAAUGGGCCAGGGUUUGGGUAUGUGGUGGCAUUCCGACCCAACGGUGCCCCCGGCUGGAUGCAGGCGGCAGUGCCAUCAGCAGAGGCCUCCAGAUACGUCUUCAAGAACGAGAGUAUCCAGCCAUUCUCCCCUUUCCAGGUGAAGGUGGGGGUCUACAACAACGAGGGGGAGGGCCCUUUUGGACCUGUCACCACGAUCUACUCUGCGGAGGAAGAGCCUGGCCGUGCGCCCACUAGGGUCCGGGCCAGGAGCCUGUCUGCCUCUGAAGUGGAAGUGCUGUGGAAAGCCCUGCCCUGGAACGCCAGCAAGAAGAGAGUAUUGGGCUACGAGCUCAGGUACUGGGUCAAAGGUGAGAAGGAAGAUACAGCCAAUGUGCAAAGGACUGUGGGUAACCAAACAUCCACCGUUAUCCGGGGACUCAAAGGCAGCGCCACAUAUUACAUCGCAGUGAGGGCAUACAACACAGCUGGGACAGGACCCCCCAGCUCUACUGUCAACGUCACCACCAAGAAACCUCCUCCCAGCCAACCUCCAGUCAAAGUGAUGUGGAAUACAUCAAACUCAAAGAUCAUAGUGAACUGGGAGCAGGUGAAGGCCCUGGAGAAUGAGUCUGAAGUAACAGGCUACAAGGUUUUUUACAAGAAGAACCGAAACAGCAGCCCUCACAUCAUGGAGACCAACACGACGUCGGUAGAGCUGGCACUGCCCACAGACGAGGACUAUAUCAUCCAGAUUAAGCCGUUUGGAGAGGGAGGGGAGGGCAGCAGCACACAACAGAUCACCAUCCCUAGAAUACCAGGCCCCAACGCAGUGGGCUCCGCGUCCAAGGUCUCCACUCUGUCAGCGCUCAGCACAAUAGCACUGUCAUUCACAGCACGGACAUCUUUAUGACAUAUGGCUCCCAGCAGACGGGGCAUCUGACUUGGAGACAACGCUAAGGCCCAAUGCAAACUGGGGCUGUACCGUGGUGUAACUAAAUCCAUUCAUUUAGAUUUUAGAUGCAGAGAGAAGCUAGCGAUGAGAAGAAAAGCAACGCACCAUGGAGGCACCAGUGGAGUCCCCUGCGAGUGGCUGGGAUACGGAACAGAGAAUGACUGAUGUCCUGACUACGUUGUUACCAAAGCAGCUUUCGUAAGAAAAAUAAAUAGAACAAUGUCUUAUAUGCAUCUUUUUGUACGGUACAUGGAGCUUUUUAUAGAUCUGUUUCCUUUAUAAACACUAGGGCCAGGCUUAUCGGGGCAAGAACAGUUGUGUGCAUGAGAUAAAGUGGCAGUCACAAAGGAAGGGAAUAGUAAUUGGUAGCAUUUUCUUUAUUGUCUGUUCCAGUGAAUAAACUGUUAUCCUUUACAUAUCUGCCUUUUGAGUUUAGCAAUAUCUCAAAACAACAUCAAACAUGCUGGCUAUCCACUGAACCCCUCUGUGAGAGGAAUAGCACUACAGAAGUCCGGUGCAUGUUUAUCUUAAAAAAUAUACAUAGAUAAUUACAGAUUGUUUCAUUUAAGUUGUAAUAUGUUGUAAGAAUGAAUG
Boleophthalmus pectinirostris (great blue-spotted mudskipper) is the source of this 4023-nucleotide messenger RNA. RefSeq names its product contactin 4 (gene cntn4). The record is from RefSeq and is a predicted model, not a curated record. Bases 307 to 3387 code for a protein of 1026 amino acids. Gene Ontology annotation, molecular function: cell-cell adhesion mediator activity. The transcript is spliced from 23 exons. Gene Ontology annotation, biological process: cell-cell adhesion; brain development. NCBI's taxonomy places the organism in Eukaryota, Metazoa, Chordata, Actinopteri, Gobiiformes, Gobiidae.